AUGAGCUCGGGCCCCGAGCCCCGGACAGCCCGGACACCCUUCAGCAUCGCGGAUAUCCUCGGCCCCAGCACGGUGCCUCGAGGACCCUCUGCGCCGCAGCUGCCAGAGUCGAGCCCAGGUCCCACGUCGCCGCUGGGCGCGCUGGAGGAGCUGACUAGCAACGCCUUCCGCGGACUUGACGGGCUCGCUCUGCAGCCCUCUGAAGGCCGCGCGGCCCCGGACGCUCCGGGCCACGGCCCGGCGGGCCGCCGACGGCGGAAGUCCCGCACGGCGUUCACGGCGCAGCAGGUGCUGGAGCUGGAGCGGCGCUUCGGGUUCCAGAAGUACCUGGCGCCCUCCGAGCGGGACGGGCUGGCGGCGAGGCUCGGCCUGGCCAACGCGCAGGUCGUCACGUGGUUCCAGAACCGGCGCGCCAAGCUCAAGCGCGACGUGGAGGAGAUGCGCGCCGACGUGGCCUCGCUGCGCGCGUGGAACCCCGAAGUCCAGGGCCGCCUCGCGCUGCCAGACAGCGCCCGCGGUCGCGGCCUCGGCCUCGGCCUCGGUCUGGGCCCGGCGCGGCCGGACUCCGGGCCCCACCUGUCAGACGAGGAGAUACAGGUGGACGAUUGA
Molecule: messenger RNA, 609 nt
Organism: Eptesicus fuscus (big brown bat)
Lineage: Eukaryota; Metazoa; Chordata; Mammalia; Chiroptera; Vespertilionidae
Gene: LBX2
Product: ladybird homeobox 2
Exons: 2
Coding region: 1-609 (202 amino acids)
Molecular function (GO): DNA binding
Source: RefSeq, a predicted model, not a curated record